CCCCCCCCGUCCCGUCCCCGCCACCCCACUUCGGGCCCGGGAUCCCCACGGGGCUUCGGGCUCCGAUCGGGAGCACCCGGACUGCCACCGAGCCGCCGAGCAGCUGUGUCACUUGCUGGGACCUGGCCCGGCUGCCCGACUCGCGGGGCACCUCCCCGGGAACCUCCCGGGCCUCCGCAGCCGGGCGCUUGCCCGGGGAGGGAGCCCGAAAUCUCAUGGCAAAGGACGGCGUUAUUCCCUCCCUUCCAUGGGUCCGUGCUGCUUGGGGGGGGGAAGCACCAAACCCGAUUCUUUUUGUGAUGCAGAGGAGGAAACCGCACAUGCUCUGUGUCCAAACGCUUUGCUGUUUGUUCUCUAUAUCAGCUUUAGAUUUCUUUAGAAUAUGUGUUUAUAUGGUAUUGGAUUUGGCCUUGUGUUAACCUUGUGAAAUGAGUUCGGUAGAAGGGUUUUGUCGUGUUGUAUGGAUCCUUCUCCGUUCGAUGCAAUCCUUAGGACUUGCCUGUUGGUAAAAAUGAGCUCGCUUUCCUGUUUGUGACUUCCUAUUUUUUUGCCGAGCAUUUCUCCCCUUAAAUACAUGCAUGGCUGUUCCUCAUCUCUGGCCAGUUACUGAAUCCUAGUAAUAAACUCCAGAGGUGUUGUUAAAACACUGCAUCUAAAACGCUGUUUGCCACUUCCAGUGUACGUGUUUUUGUUUCAGUGCAGGAAGUGUGUAAAUAUCCUCUCAAAUUCUCCAGUUUAUUAAUCUUCUGCCGAGCCUGUUGAAUUUGUAGGAGCCCGUUGAGUAUUGGAAAUAAUUCCGUGCUGUAUUCAAGCUGUUCUUACUUAAAUGAUCCCCCUAACACUUUCCUUCAGUGUAGAAGACAUCAGCAGAACUGAAUUUUAGUAUGAGGGCAAAGCAAUCCUUGCUGCCUUUUUUUUUCUAGGUUGAUGGAUUUUUACUUCCAUUUUGUUUUUCUUCUGGAUGUGUAGGGCUAGCUCAGUUUUAAGGUCAUCCGCUGUGCAUGGAUGGUUAUUAGGAUGCAUAGAAAGGCUCAAGAAACUUUGUGGGGUAUUUUUGAAGAACAAUAUCUGAGCAAAAGGUGCAAAACUCAAGUUCCUGUAGCCUCCAGUGGCCCUGCAACUGAAAUAAUACAGCAAGGCUCAUCCAUUUCAGACAGAGCUUGGAGAACUGUCACUGCAGCGUUAAGUUUGCUGGUGACUCGUGCCUGCAGAGUUUCUGAGGGAAGGAGCUAUUUCAAGAGCUGUUUUCAUGUGAGCAGGCUGGAUCUUGACUGUGAUCUGUAGCUAAUUUGUGUGCAUCCUCACCAGCUCUUGGAGCUGCAGGUUGAUACCCGCCUGCUGCGCUCCCAGGGCUGUGUCUUGAAAUGCCAGAAGCUGACCCGUGUUAUUCUUGAAUUUAUUCAGCAUUUACCUGAAAAAUCUAAUUGUAUGGGAUUACUAACUUGCUAAGGAAUUUCUGUGCACAGCCUACUCCAGAAUUUAAUUUCUUCUCCUCCCCUUAGGACUUCAUGUCCAAGAAUUCCUGCUUUUCUAGAUUUUUGGAAGUUGGAUGUUGAAUAUUAUUAGGCCUGUCUGUUCUUGGAGCAAAGCCAGCCUAUUCCUUGCACUUAUCCCUUGUACUUAAACAGGUUCUACUGACCUCUGGAUGGCUCUCCCUGCUCUGUCCAAGCAGUUUUUUGUACAUGAGCUCUUUCAGCUAUGUUAUUGAUUAUAUUUGCAUAAAAACUCCCUAAUUCCCCAUCCUGCCAACUUUAGCUUCUCUUACCUCUUUACCAGAGAGGGAAUGCUCGAGGGAGUAAUAAGCUUUAGGAUCCCAAAUGUGCUUGUAGGUGCUCUAGAAAUGUGUGUAAUAAAGAGCAGCUACUGCUUUACCUGAACGCAAGAGGACACACACUGACAAAAGUGGAGAGAAACCAAAGCUUUGACUGCUUGUUUUGUGUGUGAUAACUUACUGAACUGAACUGAUUUAUUUGCUUAACUGUAAACCCCUCUUCAUCCAUUUGGCUUUAGUUCAGAUGCCCAGUUCAUUCUUUGUUAUACUAAAUCUUGAAAUGUCAAUACAGUAUCAAGCUCUGCUACUCUGUAACCUACAUGGUCUUAGAGACACAGAUCCAGGAAAUUCCCUUUUGUUGUUUAUAUUUAGUGUUGGUAACAAUGGUUCGGAUCAUACGUGGCACUUGUUCUUUCAGGUUUUUUACUGAAACUUAGAAAGAAUCUGUCCUGAUUAUAGCUAAAAAUACUGCUUUUUAUUGUGCUGAAGGAUAUUUGAAUUUCAUUUACAACACCCUGUUCUGCUGCUUCUCCCAGAUCUCUCUAAUAAUUCAUCAGUCUUUAGGAAUUAAGUGAGGUAUGCUUAUUGCAGACAUAUUUAAUAUGGGAACUAAAGAGUUGCUGCCCAGCUGAGUGAUCUGUUUUUCUCUGAUUAACAAAAAUAAUCUCAAAAAGAAGAGCAGAAUAAACAGAAGGUGAGUAGGGAAUUUUAUGUUUCAGAUCAUGUUAACAUUUAAGUAACUGUACACAGGACAACUCAGUUUGGGUAUCUAACGUAAAUUAAAGCUAAAGUGAAGUUUUCCUCAGUAUUAUAAAAACUUGGAAGCUAUAAAAUCUUAAUUUCCUUCCAAUGUGGUUCUUAACAGGUGAAAAGAGAAGUAGUGCAGAGCCAGCUCUCAAGAAUGGCGCAGUUGACGUGCAUUGGCUUAGGGGACAUCUCUGAUAGAAUGGACUCCCGAAGCAUUAUUCUCUAACUAUCCCUACAGGAUGGAAGAAGUUAGUGUUAUCCAGCAUUCCUGCUGAGUAUAUAACUUACUGCCACUUCUGAUCUUUGAAGAGAGAUUUAUCGCUUCCUGUGGCAAUACUGAAUACUCAAAAGAGUGAGUUCUGACCUCAGGAGCUGCAUGAAGAAUAGCCAGCAUGAAGAGAACAAAUCAGUCCAGGCAGAAGUGCAGAAGCGUCAAGAACAUAAAUCAGGAAGGUGAAAUGGAAGGUGAGGCAGUCGACGCUAUUGUGGAGGAAUCAGAAACUUUCAUUAAGGGAAAAGAGAGGAAAACUUAUCAAAGACGCCGUGAAGGUGGACAAGAGGAUGAUGCUUGUCAUAUACCACCAAACCAAGCAGAUGGAAGUGAAGUGGUGCAGGAUGUCAGCAGUGGGGUGCAGAUGGUGAUGAUGGAUCAGCUGGAUCCAACUCUUCUUCAAAUGAAGACCGAAGUAAUGGAAGGUGCAGUGUCUCAAGAAACUGAGGCUACUGUGGAUGACACACAGAUCAUAACACUUCAGGUUGUUAAUAUGGAAGAGCAGCCUAUAAACCUUGGUGAGCUUCAGCUGGUCCAAGUACCUGUACCAGUGACUGUACCUGUUGCCACCACGUCUGUGGAAGAACUGCAGGGAGCUUAUGAAAAUGAGGUUUCCAAAGGAGGCCUGCAGGAGGGAGAGCCCAUGAUCUGUCACACCCUGCCUUUACCAGAAGGCUUCCAAGUUGUGAAAGUGGGUGCAAACGGUGAGGUGGAGACACUGGAACAAGGUGAACUUCAGCCACAGGAAGAUCCCAAUUGGCAAAAAGAUCCAGACUAUCAGCCACCAGCCAAAAAAACAAAGAAAAACAAAAAGAGUAAGCUUCGCUACACUGAGGAAGGCAAAGAUGUGGAUGUCUCUGUAUAUGACUUUGAAGAGGAGCAGCAGGAGGGUUUGUUGUCCGAGGUUAACGCAGAAAAGGUGGUGGGCAAUAUGAAGCCACCAAAACCGACAAAAAUUAAAAAGAAAGGUGUAAAGAAGACAUUCCAGUGUGAGCUGUGCAGUUACACUUGUCCUCGUCGUUCCAACCUGGACCGCCACAUGAAAAGCCACACCGAUGAAAGACCACACAAGUGCCAUCUCUGUGGCAGGGCUUUCAGGACAGUCACAUUGCUGAGGAACCACCUCAACACUCACACAGGUACUCGCCCUCACAAGUGCCCAGACUGCGACAUGGCCUUUGUGACCAGUGGAGAGUUGGUUCGGCAUCGCCGCUACAAACACACCCACGAGAAACCAUUCAAAUGUUCCAUGUGUGACUAUGCCAGUGUGGAGGUUAGCAAAUUGAAACGCCACAUCCGCUCGCACACUGGCGAGCGCCCGUUCCAGUGCAGCCUGUGCAGCUAUGCCAGCAGAGACACCUACAAACUGAAGAGGCACAUGAGGACCCACUCCGGAGAGAAGCCAUAUGAAUGUUACAUCUGCCAUGCUCGCUUCACUCAGAGCGGUACCAUGAAGAUGCACAUUUUGCAGAAGCACACGGAGAAUGUGGCCAAAUUCCACUGUCCUCACUGUGAUACUGUUAUAGCGAGAAAGAGUGACCUGGGUGUCCACUUGCGGAAGCAGCAUUCCUACAUUGAGCAGGGCAAGAAGUGUCGCUACUGUGACGCUGUGUUCCAUGAGAGGUAUGCCCUCAUCCAGCAUCAAAAGUCCCACAAGAACGAGAAGCGCUUCAAGUGUGACCAGUGUGAUUAUGCCUGCAGACAGGAGCGGCACAUGGUCAUGCACAAACGGACCCAUACUGGAGAAAAGCCUUAUGCCUGUAGCCAUUGUGAUAAAACCUUCCGCCAGAAGCAGCUCCUCGACAUGCACUUCAAGAGAUACCACGACCCCAACUUCGUCCCUGCUGCCUUUGUCUGCUCCAAGUGUGGCAAAACAUUCACUCGCAGGAACACAAUGGCCAGACAUGCUGAUAACUGCUCUGGCCUAGAUGGUGGGGAAGGAGAGAAUGGAGGAGAGACAAAGAAAGGCAAACGUGGCCGAAAGAGAAAGAUGCGUUCUAAGAAAGAAGAUUCUUCUGAUAGUGAGGAAAAUGCUGAACCAGAUUUGGAUGAUAAUGAAGAUGAGGAGGAGACAGCAGUAGAAAUUGAAGCUGAACCAGAAGUUGAGCAAGAGGCUCCUGCACCACCUCCCAGUAAGAAAAGAAGAGGAAGACCACCAGGCAAAGCUGCUGCGCAACCAAAACAAUCCCAGCCUGCAGCAAUCAUUCAGGUUGAAGACCAGAACACUGGUGAAAUUGAAAACAUUAUAGUUGAAGUGAAGAAAGAACCUGAUGCAGAAACAGCAGAGGAAGAGGAGGAAGCUCAGCCUGCUGUAGUGGAAGCUCCCAAUGGAGACCUCACCCCUGAGAUGAUUCUCAGCAUGAUGGACCGGUGAUGGAGGAAGACCACGUUGGCUGACUGAACUGGCCUGGGCUGUGUUUAAGCGGCUCAAAUCUAUUUUUUUCCUUUUAAUCUUUUUUCUUGGCUUUGGGAAGUGCAUCAUUUUAGACCAUUUUACCAAACAUACUGGGAAAUAAAACGAUGUUAGAAUGUGAUUUAACUAGAACUUGCUGUUUUAUGUUAGCAUUACAGGAUCAUGGAACAUUAGGAAAUAUUUUGGAGUCCUUGAGGGUUUCCUCUGAGAUGCUUGAUUUAGUUUUGCUCUGAACUGCAUUGUAAAGCUGGGCACCAAGUUUUAAUAUACAAAAGUGGAAGCCUUGACUAGAGUAUGUGGAAAACCACUCCGGACUUGCCCUUCCAGUUCCCAGAGUCCUUGAGCCUCUUCUCUCAGUAGUGUUUUUAACUGUAAAUGCAGACUUGGGAGGGUUCUAGACUUUUGAAAUGUUUUUUUGGUUGGUUUUUUGUUUUUUGUUUUUUUGUUUUUGCUUUCUCCCACUGAGUAGCUCCGGUUCUCCAAGUCGGCUGCACAUGGUAGUUUUGGCAUGCUCCAACUGGUUUCUGUCCUUAAUAUGCUUUGCUUUCUGCAAAGCAUUUCUGUAAUGGUCAAGCUUGUAAAUAACUUUUUUUUUUUUACAUUUUAAUCUUUUUCCAUUAAUUAAGAGGUAUGCAAAAAUGCAGUUUAAAGAAACCCCAGUAUUCUAAUCCCUUUCAAACUAAGUGACAAGAGAAUUGAUAGAGUGUAAAUGUUGGAAAAGCUGUUGAUAAGGUAGAGAAAAUAUGUACCCAAACUACUGCUUGCAGAACAAGAGAAACCCACAUGUGAAAUCUGGUUUUGAAGCACAAAAAAAAUGUAUUUUAUAGAAUCUUAGACUGGCUUGGGUUAGAAGGCACUUUUACAGACCAUCUAGUUCUACCCCCCUGCCACAGGCAGGGACACUUUUCACUAGACCAGCUUCCUCCAAGCUCUGUCCAACCUGGCCUUGAACACUUCCAGGGAUGAGGCAGUAAGUUUCUCUGGACAACCUGUUCCAGGGCCUCACCACCCUCACAGGGAAGAAUUUCUUCCUAAUAGCCCAUCUAACCCUGCCCUCUGUCAGUUUGAAGCCAUUGCCUGUUGUCCUGUCUCUCCAUUCCCUUGCCAAAAGUCCCUCUCCAGCACUCUAGUAGGAUCCCUGCAAGGUUCUGUAAGGCCGCAAUCAGGUCAUCCCCAAACCUUCUCUUCUCCAGGCUGAAUAACUCCAGCUCUCUCAGUCUUUCCUCAUAGGAAUGGUGCUCCAUCCCUCAAAUCGUGUUUGUGGCCUCCUCCAGACUCGCUCCGACAGCUCGAUGUCCUCCUUGUCCCAGGGACCCCAGAGCUGGAUGCAGCACUGCAGGUGGGGUCUCACCUGAGUGGGGCAGAGGCACAGAAUUCCCCCUUCCUGCUGCCCACAGGGCUCUGGAUGCAGCCCAGCACACACAGCUGGGCCAUGUCCAGUCUCUCCCACCAGCUCCCCCAGGUCCUUGUCCCCAGGGCUGCUCUGGAUUUGUUCAUUCCCAGCCCGGAUUGAUCCCAAGGGUUACCCCAACCCAGGUGCACCACCUUGCACUGGCUCUUGUUAAGCCUCAUGAGAUUCCUAAGGGCCAGGUCCCUCUGGAUGGCCCUGUCCUUCAGGUGUGUCACUGCACCCUAAGCUUGGUGUUCCCAAACGUGCUGAGGGUGUACUCCAUCCCUUCAUCUAUGCCAUUAACGGUGAUAGUGAAUAACACUGGUCCCAGUAUGGACCCCUGAGGGGCACCAGUCACUGCUGUCCAUCCAGAGUCUGAGCUGUUGACCACUGCCCUCUGGAUGUGACCGUCCAACCAAUUUAAAACAUAUAAUUAACGUUUUUGAGUUAUAAUUUCACAAAUACAUUUUCUUUGCUCUAUCUUGUAGUUGUAUUUUGUGUUUAUGAAUCCUAUGUUAAGACAAAAGUGGUGAUUUAUGAGUGGGUCACUGCAGCCCUCAACCUGGGCCAGGAAAUUUUAUUAAUAGGUCAGUAAUUCUACAAUUUUUGAAUCUCUGAUAAAGACAAAAAAAGGAAUAAUGUGAAAUACAAAUGAUGCCUGUAUAUGAAAAUGUCACAUGUUAAAAUAUGUAAGCUUUUUAUAGAGCCUCAGUCUUGCUGAUUUCAAACAAAUUUUUCUUCUAUGUAUCGCUUUUAAGAGAGCUAUCAGUUUAGCUAUCAGACUCUAGGUUGAUGCAUUUUUGUACUUAGCUGUACUGUGUGAUAUUUUUCAUUAUUUUAGGAAGCCAACAUGGGAAAAAAAUACUGUUAUAAAAUAUGUAAUGGGGUUUGAAAGCUGGGAAGGAGAAUAUACUGCUGUACAGCUAAUAAAUAAUAACGGAUUAACA
Messenger RNA from Camarhynchus parvulus, 7539 nucleotides. RefSeq names its product CCCTC-binding factor (gene CTCF). The record is from RefSeq and is a predicted model, not a curated record. The transcript is spliced from 13 exons. The coding region runs from base 2911 to 5163 and encodes 750 amino acids. NCBI's taxonomy places the organism in Eukaryota, Metazoa, Chordata, Aves, Passeriformes, Thraupidae. Gene Ontology annotation, molecular function: RNA polymerase II transcription regulatory region sequence-specific DNA binding; DNA-binding transcription factor activity, RNA polymerase II-specific. Gene Ontology annotation, biological process: regulation of transcription by RNA polymerase II. Gene Ontology annotation, cellular component: nucleus.